Diutina rugosa is the source of this 1689-nucleotide messenger RNA. It is a transcript of the gene MIA40, whose product is annotated as Mia40p. The record is from RefSeq and is a predicted model, not a curated record. The transcript has a single exon. Gene Ontology annotation, cellular component: mitochondrial intermembrane space. Bases 1 to 1689 code for a protein of 562 amino acids. Gene Ontology annotation, molecular function: protein-disulfide reductase activity. Gene Ontology annotation, biological process: protein import into mitochondrial intermembrane space. Lineage: Eukaryota; Fungi; Ascomycota; Pichiomycetes; Serinales; Debaryomycetaceae.
AUGUUCAGACAAGUUGGUAACAGUGGGUCUCGCCUGGUCGCCCGGGCGGCGCUGCGGGCGCCCCGGGCGCUGAGAAGAUGGCAGCUGGCGGUGCCGCCGUCACAGCUGGCGCCCGACACCAAAGGCCGAGUGAUGCUGGCCCUUGGCGGCGCGGCGGUGGCGCUCGUGUUGGCUGGGGGAGCGGCGUACUACGCCACUCCCAAGACCCCCCAGGACAAGCUCAAGUUCGCCGCCAACCAGGCGAAGCUGAUCGCCGAGGACACCGCCGCCAACGUCGCCCAGGACUCGGCGUACCCCGCCGAGGUCCGCACCGCCGCCACUAAGGCCGCCGCGGCGUUGGGCAAGCUCGAGCCCGACCAAUUGGUGCAAAAGGGCGCCGACAUCGCCCAGCUGUUGUUGGCCGACGGCAAGGGCGCUUUACCCGACGCCGACGCCAUCGCCGCCGAGAUCCAGAAGCGGGCGCUCGAGUUGUGGGACUACGCGCCCCUGGACAUCAAGUACGCCGGCGAGGCGUUCUGGACGUCGAUCCCCGCCGAGAUGAAGCUGCUGGCGCAGCUGUUGUUGAACGCGAAGUCGCUCGCCGACGUCAAGAAGGCCUACGACGAGUUGAACGCCCAGGCGCUCAAGCAGGGCCAGGACUGGUUGCGCCAGUUGCCCCUGAAGGACGAGAUCAAGAAGUUCGCCGACGACACCUCGAAACAGUUGCUUGAGCAGGUCCCCGACGCCUACAAGGAAAAGGCGAAGGACUUGCUCGACUUGGUCCCCGAAGACUACGUGGAAAAGGGUAAGAAGGUGUUGGACGCCAGCGCCGACCGCGCUCUCGACGUCGCCGAACAGGUGCGCGACGCUGCGCUGGGUGCCGACUCCAUCACCGGCGCCGUGCUCAAGCUGAAGAAGGCGGUGACCUCGGCGGCGCUCGCCACUGCCGGCGACGUCGCUGGUGUCGCUAAGGACGCCAUCUUCGCUUCGGCCAAGGAUGCCGCUGUCAACAAGGCCAGCGACGUCGCUGACAACGCCGGCGACAAGGUGGCGCUGGUGGCGCUGAAGGUGGCGCCGGGGUCCGAGGACUACGUCAAGGACGCCACUGACGCCGUCAAGAAUACCGUCACCGAAACCGCCAACGAUGUGGCUGCUGGUAAGAAGACGCUCAAGGAAAAGGCCCACGAAAUCAAGGACGAGGCCAAGGACGCCGCCGCUCACGCCGCCGAUGCCGCCAAGGGCGCCGCUACCGAAGCACGCGGCGAGGCUAAGGAAGCCGCCGAAAAGGCUAAGCAAGGGUUCGGUGAAGCUAAGGAGACCGCGAAGGAAAAGCUCCACGAAGCUAAGGACGCCGCUAAGGAAAAGGCUCACGAAGCUAAGGACGCUGCCAAGGAAAAGGCCUCUGAAGCUAAGGAUGCGGCUAAGGAGAAGGCCUCUGAAGCCAAGGGCGCUGCCGCUGGUGGCGACGACGCCGAACAGAAGGGCGCCUACGACCCCGAGACUGGCGAGAUCAACUGGGACUGCCCCUGUCUUGGCGGCAUGGCCCACGGGCCUUGUGGUGAAGAGUUCAAGGAAGCGUUCUCGUGCUUUGUCUACUCCGAAACCGACCCUAAGGGCAUUGACUGCAUCAAGAAGUUCGAAAACAUGAGAUCGUGCUUCAAGAGACACCCCGAACACUACAAGGACGAAUUGUACGAAGACGCCGAGUAA